AUGGCUGCCAACUUUUCCAGAAUGGAAGCAAUCUUCUUGAUUUUACUUCGCAAUUUAGCUGGCAGUUCCAAAUGUGAUUUUUGUGAUAUCUUCAUUUGUCAAAAACGUGUAGGGCAUUCAGGAGUAAAUCAACUGGGCGGCGCCUUUGUGAAUGGCCGACCUUUGCCAGAUGCGGUGCGACGUAAGAUAGUGGAGAUGGCACAGGCAGGGGCUCGACCAUGUGACAUCUCGCGUAUGCUUCAGGUCUCCAAUGGAUGUGUGUCGAAGAUCCUCUGCCGCUUUUAUGAGACUGGUUCCAUUCGACCCAAAGCUAUCGGAGGUAGUAAGCCACGGGUUGCCACCGACGCAGUAGUUGGCAAAAUCGCCGAAUUGAAGCGAGAAUGCCCCUCCAUAUUUGCGUGGGAGAUUCGCGAUCGACUCAUUCGGUCUGGUGUCUGUGCACACAACAAUGUUCCCAGUGUGUCGUCCAUAAAUCGAGUUCUUCGUGGUCUCUUCAGCGAGGCGCAGCGACGAUUAAAGGAGUCUGCACUGCUGCCUUCGGACCCAAGUCAUCCCUACACGAUGCCACCUAACCUACGACUGCCAGUAGGCGAAACUUUUGGCCACUUCGGGACUCUUUACGCCUCCUCCUCGACUGUUGCCCCCCUCUCAUCAAGCGAACACCAAACAACUCCAACUACACCGACGCCUCCAGCGAUGCAUAGUCGAGUGAACCAUUUUUUGCAGCCUACUGUCACUUGGCCUUCAUGGUGCUCUGCAGAUAGCCCUACUGCUCUCGAUAAACCUCACUUUUACUACCACUCGCAUAGAAGCGUCAACUGCGCUACUGUUGAUUCCAAUACUUACACACAGCUACUAACAGUUUCGAAUCCUCCUCAAGUCCCGCCAGAGGUAUCAGUGACGCUAGGAAAGGCGGUUGCUUGUAAUGCUUCUCGUGAAUGCCCUCCCAUCAUCACACAGUGCCAAGGUACAGAAAUCCAAACAGGAGCACAGCACUACCCCUCAACAGUGGUCACGUCAGGUACACCAUCUUGUUUUGUCACCUCAUCACCUCCAGACGUUUGGACUCCUCCAGUCUCUUCUUUUGGUGCCUUGGAUUGGACUGGUCUGACACCUUGCCUCAAGCGAUCUACAGCUGACAGCAUUGAUAGCUUUAGCAGUGAGCCAGCUUCUCCUGUGACAUCUGAGGGGACUGAAAGGAAACUCCAGGUGCGCUCUCGCACCGCAUUUACGCAAAAGCAAGUUGCCAUGCUGGAACGAGAGUUUGAGCAAAGCCACUACCCAGAAUACUCUACGCGGGAGAGACUGUCAGAGGAGACAGGUCUGCCGGAAUCAAGGAUCCAGGUGUGGUUUGCGAACCGACGCGCAAAGUAUCGCAAGAGCUCGAGAACUACGGUGGUGGUGGCCAUGGAGGGAGCAGUUACGCCGCCUCUGCUACCGAGCAGGGUAGAGACUGCUCACUUCAAGGCAUUGACGUCAACGGACGCACCAAAGGCAGAGGCAAGUCAUUAUGAGGUGGACGACUCGCGUCAGUCCAAGGCUUGGUGCUACCACCCCUAUGACGCCUGGCUGGAUCGCUCCAACCAUCCAUGGUUCUACGAUAGCUCGGCUGCUGCUGCUGCUGCUGCUACCGUCUUUUACAACUCCUCGGUUAGGAGCCCCACAAGCCUAAUGCCGCCGUUUCACUCUACCAAUGAUGAGAUGGGUCAGAUUCAAGUGUCAUCACAACAGCCGCCUCCAAAUGAUCGGCCGCCUCUAAGCGAUAGCACUAGCACGGAGAGCGAAUGUCUCGGAAGCGGUGGCGAGAUAACUGAUUGCUCAGCACCAUUCCCCAUGUCCACAUGCACAGACUCCACUGUCUACUUUCAAAAUUCUCAAUCGAAAGUGAACUCGAGCUACACUUCUGCACAUCUUAAAAAUUCCAACCACAGUCUUCCACGGCAUCAUUUUAUGUAA
Messenger RNA from Hydatigera taeniaeformis, 1956 nucleotides. Lineage: Eukaryota; Metazoa; Platyhelminthes; Cestoda; Cyclophyllidea; Taeniidae. The record is from the annotation of a GenBank genome assembly.